Molecule: messenger RNA, 2380 nt
Organism: Symphalangus syndactylus (siamang)
Lineage: Eukaryota; Metazoa; Chordata; Mammalia; Primates; Hylobatidae
Source: RefSeq, a predicted model, not a curated record
AUGCUUCCUCCCCGGGAACAGCCCCGUCCCCAUGGCGACCCACGCAGCCACCCCCACUAUUGGCCGCCCCACGCCAAAGCUCCGCCCCCUUCGCCCAGGCAACGCGCGAGACUGACAGACCUCCCCCUCCCUCCGGCCUUCCGAAGCGCGCGGUGGCGGCUAAGCCUCAGCGGCAGUCUCCUCCCUCCUUCCCUCCCUCCCCGACUCCCUCCCUCCCGCCUUCCCUCUCCGCUCUCCUCCCUCCACCCGCUCUCCUUCCCCCCUCCCCCCUCCGAACCCGGGCGCAAGGGGGGAAUUAGAAACUGCUCUAGAAGGAUUUUAAACAACUGGCUGUUCUCUCCGCCGCCACCCCUCCCCCCGCGCCGCCCGCGCUCAGCUCCUCACUGGAGAGAAGGCGCCGGGAGGAGGAGAAACUGUGGCCUGGAGUAUCCGGUCGGAGCCGCCGGAGCUGGAGCCGUGGCGGCCCCAGACUUCGGGGCGCCCGCCGAGUCUACAGACAGAGAGCCACGGCCCCAGCCGCCCUGGGGCCCCCACCAGCCCCUCUCCCGCUCCUCUCCUAUGCGUGACCCCGCCCCGGUACCCACGAUUGAUUUCUGCCGUCCUCAGCCCUACUCCCUGGGGUGUCGCCCCCGCCCUGUUCCCAGAGGGCCGGCUGGCGAGGGACACCCGCGCUGUUCCCUCGACCUUCUGGCUGAGCGACCGACAGCGACUCGCCUUCUCUCCUGGGGAAGGACUGCAACUCCGGCCCUCGGCGCCUCUGCGGUGGCGGCGCCCGGGGCCGCGCCCUGCGCCCCAGGGGAGCACCCGGCUUGGGGUCGGCCUCCUCUGUAAGAGCGAAGCUGAGCCAGUCAGCCUCUCUUAAUGAACUCUUGCUCAAAAUGCUCAAAUAUGUAUAAGGUUGCCACAGUUUACAGACUCAACUUCAAGGUUAGCAUUAUGUAAUUUGUUGUUCAAUUAUCUACUUCCAUUGGCCUUAACCCAGAAAAUUUUUAGUAUCUCAAGGCUCCAUCUCUUACAGAAUACUCCCUAUGAAGGUGCUGCUCAGAGAAUGCUGUCAGUUCUCAGAGAGCUCUGGCAGCUUCUCAGACACCCUCCUGCCUGCCCCUGGAAAAACUAACUAAGGAUGGGCUUUGUCCUACUAUCCAAAAACAAAGUAGGUAUUAUCCUUGCACUGGUGUUGGGACUCUCUUAACUAUGGUUCUCAAUCAUGGCACAUUAGAAUUGCCUUUAUUUUCAUUGUUGUUGGGUUUUGUUUGUUUGUUUAUGUACUAACUGGAUCAGAAACCUUGGGGAUGGAGCCAGGUACCUGCAUUUUUUUUUUAUAAGCUCCAAGUGGUUCUUGUGUAUAAGCAGGGCUGCCCGCCUUUGCUCUUCAGUAUCCAUUUAAAGACAGCCAAUGGGUACCAUAAGAGUUUAGUACAAGACUUUUAGGUUGGGCUGUGCAUUAACAAAUGACCCUACUCAAGUAAGGCAUUAAGAUGUCUUUACAGUGUACAUUACUUUCUGCCACCAAGCCAAGAAACUUGUUAAAAGGACAAAAAUGUAUGUCCAUAUGUGUUCUCAUAGUACAAGACCAAGAAUAGCCAUGGUUUAAUUUGCUAUUUCCUAUAGAGAAAGGAAAAUGAAGAAAGAGAACAGGAGAAACUGUUUGCUGUCUACUGCUGUAAUUUAUUCAUUUGAUUGGUUUUUACCCAGAUUUGUUACAUUUAGAAGACCUAUGGGUAAUGGCAUAUUUUCUGAUGUUUAAAAAAUAAAUAAAUUAUAGAUCUGCACGGUGGGGUAUGGAAUUUAGAACAAUUUGGUCUUAGUCUCUGGAAAGAAUAAAAUGCUAAAAGGUCUUAGUUCAGAACUUGCCAAGUUAAUGUCAGAGUUACCUUUACAAGAAUGUUCUCAUCAGACAAAUAUACAAAGUGAAAACAUGACUUUUUUUUUUUUUUUUUUUUUUGGAGACGGAGUCUCGCUUUGUCACCCAGGCUGGAGUGCAGUGGCGUGAUCUCGGCUCACUGCAAGCUCCGCCUCCCGGGUUCACGCCAUUCUCCUGCCUCAGCCUCUCUGAGUAGCUGGGACUACAGGCGCCCGCCACCACGCCCGGCUAAUUUUUUUGUAUUUUUUUUAGUAGAGACAGGGUUUCACCGUGGUCUCGAUCUCCUGACCUCGUGAUCCGCCCGCCUCGGCCUCCCAAAGUGCUGGGAUUACAAGCGUGAGCCACCGCGCCCGGCCGAAAACAUGACUUUUAUAUGUAUAUGUAUCCUGUAUAUAGUAAUCUUAAAGCUUAAGUAAUCAAAUCAAUUAUCAUUAAAACAGCUCAGCAGCUACCUGAACCAUCUCUGUUUUAUUUUCCUCUAAAUGUUUUCACAUGUAAAUAAAAUGCUUCUUUGCC